Molecule: messenger RNA, 327 nt
Organism: Babesia ovata
Lineage: Eukaryota; Apicomplexa; Aconoidasida; Piroplasmida; Babesiidae
Product: ribosomal protein RPL30
Exons: 2
Coding region: 1-327 (108 amino acids)
Cellular component (GO): cytosolic large ribosomal subunit
Molecular function (GO): structural constituent of ribosome; RNA binding
Source: RefSeq, a predicted model, not a curated record
AUGGCGAAGAAGACCAAGUCUAAGGGUAUGGACAACAUGAACCAGAAGCUCCAGCUGGUCAUGAAGUCCGGAAAGGUGUGCCUCGGUUUCAAGUCCACCAGGUCCGCUCUGCGCACAGGCAAAGCGCACAUGGUCAUCAUCAGCAACAACUGCCCGCCCAUCCGCAGGGCCGAGAUCGAGCACUACGCGAUGCUCGCCAAGUGCAACAUCCACAUGUUCGCGGGCGACAACAACGACCUGGGAACCGUUUGCGGUAAAUACUUCCGCGUCGGUUGCAUGGCCAUCCUCGACGCGGGUGACUCUGACAUUCUCCGCGACGCCGAGUAA